GGCGAGAGCCUCUGCGCCUUGCUUGAUGAGGAUCUCCUCCUGUUGCGCUGACGCCAUGGACGCUCUGUUGUGUGACUUGACAGAAGCCUUGGACUCGUUUAGAAAAAGGCGCGACCGUUUGAGAUUUAUUUCUCCUACGCGACACAAGCUGGCCCACGAACCAUCUCUUCUGUCAUGGAUGCAGCCAUGAACGCUGGCGAGAGAGAGUCUUUGCUCAAUGCAGAGACACGCUCGUGCCCAGAUGCUCACACAGUGACCCAAAUUGCGCGCAAGAUUCGCUACCUGAUUCAAGAGCUGCUUCCAAUUCAAGUCAAAGAGUCGCACAUCACAAAUCCAAAGUCGCGCAUCGUUACUGAAGGCGUGCUCGACUUGUGUGAAAAGGCUGGAGAAGAGCUGCCUGGCUGUGUCGUAUUUGCGACUCUGUUUUGUGCUCAGCACUUCAAGAGGCUUUGUGUGACGAACCUCCCGGAUGCAGACGUCAAUUCGCUCAGGCAAGUUGCUGCAGAAGUCAUUGCCAAGCGUUUAAUUGAACGCAUCACGGAUACUGAUUUCUUACUUUCUGAAGCUCUCCUUCGACGUUACUCCAUCUGCAAAGGUGGUGAAGAUACUGUUCCCAAGAGUGCACUUGAAACUGCCGUGGACUUUCACUUCACCCGCGUUGUCGCUUGCAACAAUGCCCAAAUGGUAGUGGACUAUCUUUGGAACGGCGCUUACCUGGUCAAGUAUGACGAGGACGACUCGAGCAGAGUAGCACCGUACUCGGCAGGCACCUCUACCAACUUUUGGCGACACUUCCAAAUCUCCCGAGUGACUGUGCCGCGCUACCAGCAUCUCAUCACCAUGUUCUUCAAUGUCUGCUUUCUUGCUCUGUACACGGCAACCAUCAACACCGCAAACGAUUCUGGUGAAAUUGAUGCAGCGGAGAUCGCCAUGUGGCUCUUUGUCCUUUCUUACCUACUUGAAGAACUGUCUCGCGCUUACAAAGUAGGUAAGGCCUAUCUCAGUUUCUGGACGGCAACGAACUUGUUCCUGUACAGUGUCUUUACAGCUGCUUUGAUCCUGCGUAUCGUUGCCGUCAACCUGCAUGACCAUGAUCAAAGGUCCCACCUCAUCAUCGUCAGCUACCGAACACUGUCUGCAGUGUCACCAAUCAUGUGGAUGCGCUUCUUUGUCUUCUUUUCAAGCUGGAACCAGACUUGUGGUCUGUUGCUCAUUUGUCUGCAAGCAAUGCUUGUUGAAACGAUUGCCUUUUCUUGGUUUGCUCUUGUUGUCAUUAUCGGCUUCCUGCAAGCCUUUCUGGGUUUCGACGAGGCUGAUGGAACGGUCGAUGCUCUUAAGAGUAUUCUCCACACAAUUGUCCAAGGAACACUUGGCAGUCCAGACUUUGACUUUUACAAGGGCUCCUUUGCCAUCAUUCUCUACUACAUUUUCAGCUUCCUCAUCGGUACCAUCAUGCUUGGCAGUAUUCUGGUUGCUUUGUUCGCACAAGCCUACUCGAAUGUUUAUGAAAACAGUGUGGAUGAAUACUUGGCACUUCGCACGCAGAGACUUCUCGAGUUCAUUCGUGCUCCCGAUGAGAAUGUGUUUUGCGCUCCAUUGAACUUGAUUGAGCUCUUCCUACUACCUUUCGAGCUUGUCUUUAGCCAACGAUUCUACAACAGUCUCAGCAAGCGUGUCAUGUUCUUGCUCUACUGGCCGUUCUUGGUGCUCAUUGCUCUGUAUGAGAGUCGUGUCCUGGCAUACAGUAACAUUGUCGCAGAUCAAGGCGACUUCAAUGAUGACGAUUGGGGAGAUGAGAUUGAUGAGCAAACGGCAGAUUGGCAAAAAGUUGUGGAAAAGGGUCUUCCUGCUGCAGAGUCGGAUAUGGAGAUCUUGCUGGAGUUGAGGGAUCAAAUCAAGGAGCUGGAGGAGAAGCUUUCACAGCUGCAAGAGAGACGCGGUUGAUGACAGCCGAGAAGUGAGCGCUGCAAGGUUUGGAUUGCUUCGUCUGGAUAGAAGCAAGACAGUGCAUGCCAGUCAGAGUCAUGAAACAUUUUGAUAUAUGCUUGCUUCAUUGCUGUAGUCCUUAUGGUCGAUUGUAUAGGCCGGAAUGUGCUUUGCCUCAUGAAAUUUAUCCUGGG
Molecule: messenger RNA, 2120 nt
Organism: Protomyces lactucae-debilis
Lineage: Eukaryota; Fungi; Ascomycota; Taphrinomycetes; Taphrinales; Protomycetaceae
Exons: 1
Coding region: 175-1944 (589 amino acids)
Source: RefSeq, a predicted model, not a curated record